CUUCUGGAGAAAUCUAGAGACCCACAGAAACCUCUCUCUCUCUUUCCAAGCACUUGCCUCCUUCCUGCUUUUUACAGAGACAUACUCCUAACCCUCCCAAAGCUCCAGACUUUCAGGUUGUCUCUCUCCACUCUCCACCAAUCCAAUCAAAUUAAAUCCCAAAACAGUAAAAAAUCAGCAGCAUCCCAAAUUUCAUAAUUCUUUAGGAUCACAAACGCAGUGCAAAAAUCAUCCAUGGAAGACCACUUUGUCUCAGAAGGAAUGCAGAUGAAGACGAUGAAGAAGAAGAGGAAGGAGGUGGAGGAGCUUGACCAAGUCAACGAUGACUUCUCCGACUUCUCUCUGUCUUCACCUGCCAGAAAGAUUCGCCGCCUGGAUGCUCAUCUGCCACCCAUUAUGGAGGAAGAGGAGGCUGAGUUUUCAUUUUCAGCUGCUCAGAAUCAGCUGAAAUCAGAUGCUCCAUUUAUUGAGGAAUUGCCCUCAGAAAACCAAGAAAAGGCCAUUGUGCUCUUCAGGCCUGUCAACAAUACCCCAGUCUUCUCUGUCCAUUCUGACUUGAUUUCUGGCUUCAAGGACCAAUUUCUGCGCUCCAGCCAUUUUGGUCUGAGAUCAUCAGCUGAGGAAGAUGAUGAGGCAGUGCAAAGCAACAGCAAUCAUUGUAAAGCUGUUGUUCCUUGGGUUCCCAGUCAUCUAUCUCCUGCACCAUCAAUGGAGGUUUCACAAGCAGACCCUCCAGAGGAGCUGAUGGAGGCUGAGGAGAUGGAAACAGCAACAAUGGAGAUUGAAGAAGAGAGCCCAGCAGCAGGGCAAGCCAUGGCAGAUGGGUAUGGUGGUGGGAUGUGGACAAGUAAUGAAGGCUUUCCUCAGUGGCAGCAACAGCAUUGUAUGAUUCCACAGCCUCCACACAACACAACCACACCCAUCACAUGGCUGCAAUGAGACCCAAAGGCACAGGGUUUCUGGGUUGGAAAUUUGGAUGGUGCCUCAUUCUUUUUAUUGUAGUCUUUUCAACUAGGUUAUAUUUAUAUAUAGAUAUUGUAGGUGUUUUUGCUCACAACAAUCUGUUGAAACACCUAAAAAAUAGUGUUGUAAUGUUAAUAUUUGCAGUGUAGGAACUUGUAAAAGAAUGAUUUGCAUGUAUUAUGGCUUUAAUGAUCCAGUUCUAGAGAUUAAUAAUC
Messenger RNA from Prunus avium (sweet cherry), 1178 nucleotides. RefSeq names its product DBH-like monooxygenase. The record is from RefSeq and is a predicted model, not a curated record. NCBI's taxonomy places the organism in Eukaryota, Viridiplantae, Streptophyta, Magnoliopsida, Rosales, Rosaceae.